Lycium ferocissimum is the source of this 2454-nucleotide messenger RNA. RefSeq lists its product as uncharacterized. Bases 356 to 2134 code for a protein of 592 amino acids. Lineage: Eukaryota; Viridiplantae; Streptophyta; Magnoliopsida; Solanales; Solanaceae. Gene Ontology annotation, molecular function: DNA binding. The transcript has 6 exons. The record is from RefSeq and is a predicted model, not a curated record.
UAUCCAAGGCUUGUGGUGUGGCUAUCGCUGUGUCACCAAAACCCAAACCUCUCCCGCUUUCUCCCUCUGCAACCGCCUUUGCGUUUUAUCUUCUUCACUCCAACAAAUAAAAACCAAAUUUCAAUUCAAUCCAAUUGCCACUAACAACAACUAUUUGGUGGAUGGAAUCUGAAAAAUACAUUGCAUUUCCUUUCUCUUCUUGACUUGGAGUUUGACUGGAUGAGCUCCCCAUGCCUUUAUUAGGUGAACUCUACCACUUUUAUCUUGACCCUUUUCAAUUUUCACUCUCUUUUACACUUUUCUUUCUUGAAAUUUGUAGUUGGAACUAUUUGGGAUAUGUACUGAAGUAGCCGUCAUGUUUUGUGUUCUUUAUUGCGCAGAUAUAGCUACUACACAGCCUUGUUCAGUUAGUUCCCAAACUGUAUUUGGUACUAGACUUGUUUACAACAAUGAUAUUAGAUUUGUAUCUACUUGGAAUUCAUUCCGUAUACCACAAAAACCUCCAAAUUCAAGAAUUAAGUUAUUUCGGGGUGGGUUGAUGAUAAGGGCAGUAGCUACCCUUGAAAAAGGACCCACCAAGAACACCCAAAGCAAUAAGGAACAAAACGAUUUCGGUGGUGUGAGGAUGGGAAAAUAUUCAACUUCUACUGUUGUUGAAAGUGAGGAAAGUCAGUUGAAUGAGAGAGAGAAGUUGAGGCGAAUGAGGAUAUCGAAAGCUAAUAAAGGGAAUACACCUUGGAAUAAAGGCAGGAAACACAGUCCAGAAACUUUGCAACGGAUUCGAGAGCGUACCAGGAUUGCAAUGCAGGAUCCUAAGGUGAAAAUGAAGUUGGUUAACCUGGGGCAUGCUCAAAGUGAGGAAACAAGGUUGAAAAUUGGUGUUGCUGUAAGGAUUGGAUGGGAAAGGCGCCGUGGGAAGUUGAUGCUCCAGGAAACUUGCCAUUAUGAGUGGCAAAAUUUGAUUGCAGAAGCUUCUAGGAGUGGCCUUAUGGGUGAGGAAGAAUUGCAGUGGGACUCUUACGAGAUUUUGAGCAAACAGCUUGAGCAGGAGUGGAUAAAGAGUGUUGAGGAAAGAAAAAAUAUGCCCAGGCUUAAGGGUAACAAGAGAGCUCCCAAAUCUGCUGAACAGAGGAGGAAGAUUUCAGAGGCCAUUGCAGCCAAAUGGGCUGAUCCUGAUUACCGUACUCGGGUCCGUACUGCUCUGAAUAAAUAUCACGGAAUACCAGAGGGGGUUGAACGAAGACCCAGGAAAAAGCCUGUUAGUGAUGGACAGACCAGAAAAAGAAGCCCUCCGAAAAAGAAAGCUAAUGAAAUGGAUAAUCUGGUGAAGUCCGAGCCUAAGAGCCAAGUUCAACGUGUUCGAUUGAGGAGAAAAAACACACCAGUGUACAGGGAUCCUUUGGCUAGUUCGAAGUUAGAAAUGUUAAAGAAUAUCAGGGCACAGAGAGUAGGUAUUGACCAGAAGAAGAUUGAAGCCGUCACGAGAGCAAAAGCAUUGAUAGCUGAGGCUGAGAAGGCUGCAGAGGCCUUGGAAGUGGCUGCCCAGAGUAGCCCUGUUGCUCAAGCGUCUCUCGUUGAAACUCGGAAGCUCAUCUCUGAAGCUAUCCAGUCCAUUGAAUCUAUAGAGACAGAGGUGGCUGUUAUAGAUGGAAAUCUUUCAUCACCUUCAACUGAGCUGCUGAGCCACACUGCAGACAAGGGAGAUUCAGAAUUUGGAGCUCUGGUUGAUCCUGGUGAAAGAAUAAAUGGUUGGCAUACUGUGACGCCUACGAAUCGCGAUUUAGAAAAUGGACAACAUGCCUUGCAAGGUUUACUGAAUGGUAAAAGCUCAGCUCUCUCGUCAGGCUCUGGUGACUAUGACUUAUUGGGUGACAGGCAGGAAGUCUAUCAAAUGAUUUCUAGUAAUUUAUCUCUGGAAAAGGAGGCCAAUAAUAUCACACAGCGCACCACCUCUACUCAGAGACUUGAUGAGGAUGAAGCCAAUGAAAGCCCAGGCGAUGAACAGAAACAGCUUCUAAACAGUGAUGAAUCUGAUGAAGGCCAAGGACGUGAACAGAAACCGCUACCAAACGGAUUGAUUUCUGGGAAGAAAUGGGUCCGUGGGAGACUGGUUGAAGUAAGUGAAGGAUCUUAGAUUAGUUGAAGGAAUAUUGAAGUAUCUGAUUUACAAACAUGGAAUGCAUCUCAUGGAUGCACUAUAGAGUAUACUUAUGCCUACAACAAAUUUUGACACAGAGAGUUCUCUCUGCAAAUCAAAUCAUAGUUCGAGCUUCUCGCCGCUUGAUAGUUGCAAAAAUAGGCAUUUCGUCUAGUUUCAUGCUAGAUGCAUAUUUUCUUGUAGUACCUUUACCAUGACCAAUUAUGUAAAGUUUCAGGAUAGACCUGGCCGCAUUUUAAUUUGUCGUGCCCCAGUUUAGUUUAUUCCAAUUAUUAUUGUCACAUUUGAUUCGUUUC